AUGAAUGUCCUGAACGGAGGUUCCCAUGCCGGAGGGCGGCUUGCAUUCCAAGAGUUCAUGGUUGUACCAAGCACCGCACCUUCGUUCACCGAGGCUCUGCGGCAAGGAAGUGAAGUUUAUCAGAAAUUGAAAGGACUCGCCAAGAAAAAGUAUGGGCAGUCAGCGGGUAACGUAGGGGAUGAAGGUGGUGUUGCGCCAGACAUCCAGACAGCGGAAGAGGCUUUAGAAUUGAUAACACAGGCAAUUAGCGACGCCGGAUAUGAAGGCAAGGUCAAGAUCGCUCUUGAUGUCGCAUCAAGCGAAUUUUACAAGGAGGACGCUAAAAAGUACGAUCUCGACUUCAAGAACCCAGAUUCUGACCCAAAUCAAUGGCUGUCAUACGAGCAACUUGCCGAUCUGUAUAAGUCUUUGGCGUCGAAGUAUCCGAUUGUCAGCAUCGAAGAUCCGUUCGCAGAGGAUGAUUGGGAGGCAUGGAGCUACUUCUUCAAAACGUCGGAUUUCCAAAUCGUUGGCGACGAUCUCACUGUGACCAACCCAGUACGCAUCAAGAAAGCCAUUGAGACGAAGGCAUGCAACGCCCUGCUAUUGAAAGUCAAUCAGAUUGGCACAUUGACAGAGUCCAUUCAAGCAGCCAGAGACUCUUUUGACGCCGGAUGGGGUGUCAUGGUCUCACAUCGAAGCGGAGAGACCGAAGAUGUAACAAUUGCAGACAUCGUUGUUGGCCUGCGCUGUGGUCAGAUCAAGACUGGAGCACCAUGUCGAUCUGAGCGCCUAGCGAAGCUGAACCAAAUCCUCCGCAUCGAGGAGGAACUUCAAGGUGCUGAUCCACCUGCAAUUUUCGUCGGCGAGAAGUUUAGAAAUGCCGUUAAUCUGUAG
Bacidia gigantensis is the source of this 876-nucleotide messenger RNA. RefSeq lists its product as uncharacterized. The record is from RefSeq and is a predicted model, not a curated record. The coding region runs from base 1 to 876 and encodes 291 amino acids. Gene Ontology annotation, cellular component: phosphopyruvate hydratase complex. Gene Ontology annotation, molecular function: phosphopyruvate hydratase activity; magnesium ion binding. NCBI's taxonomy places the organism in Eukaryota, Fungi, Ascomycota, Lecanoromycetes, Lecanorales, Ramalinaceae. The transcript is spliced from 3 exons. Gene Ontology annotation, biological process: glycolytic process.